Adelges cooleyi (spruce gall adelgid) is the source of this 978-nucleotide messenger RNA. Its product is annotated as zinc finger protein 888-like. Lineage: Eukaryota; Metazoa; Arthropoda; Insecta; Hemiptera; Adelgidae. The transcript is spliced from 5 exons. Bases 21 to 899 code for a protein of 292 amino acids. The record is from RefSeq and is a predicted model, not a curated record.
CUACAAACCUAUAUCCAAUCAUGUUUAAAACUGAAUGCGUUGAUAUCAAAACGGAACCACUUGAUAAUGAAAGCGAUGAUGUGUUGUAUGAAAGUUGUAGUUCGCAUUUGAACAACAAUACAGAAUAUCGGGAAGUAGUGGAAUUCCAGCAUAUCAAAACUGAAAAUUACUUCUACCCGGAAAGUCAAGCUAAUUUACUGUUACAAAGUGACAAUUUGUGCAAUAAGACAAACUAUGGCAACAUUGGCGGUUUAUAUCCGACGGCAAUGGAAACUGACUUCUCGUACAACUACGACAACGGACAAGACGACGACGAUUCCAGCAACAAGAGUCUUGACUUGCACGUGUGCCAGUAUAACUGCGAAAAGUCUCUGCUGGGUAGAUUCAAACUACCCACGUUCGACGGCGGUUGCAGUACAAGGCGAAGACAGUGUUUCAACGUCAAGACGUCUCCGAAACUCUACAAGUGCCAACUUUGCAUCAGGGAGUUUCAUCAAAUGGCCAAUCUCAGCGGCCAUUUGGAGUACACGCACGGCGUCAAAGCCUACUCUAAGUGCAACGGAUGUUUCGGCGUGUUCGACUUGAAAAUCACCACGGGACAAUGUUCCCCGAGGAUAAUGUGCAAUCGCUGCGAAAAAAAACUCCGGAAUCCCGAAUCGUCCAGGACGACUAGAGUCGGCAAUAAACAUCGGUGCAACGUGUGUUCGAAACUAUUGUGUUCGCCCUAUGUACUCGCCGAACACAUGCGAUUACAUACGGGAGAAAAACCGUAUAAGUGUAAACUAUGUCCAAAGCAGUACACUAAAUCGUCGACGCUGACCAAUCAUUUGAAAAUAGUACACCGUUUAAUCAAACGGAAUGUAGUCCAGUAUCAUCCGACUUGCCAAGAGAAAAUCUGAUGUUCAAAAUGCCCGUGUUUUAUAAUAUGGCUGUGUUUAUGUAUUUUUUUUUCAAUCCUUAUUUCAUUCCUUUUGUUGU